Fusarium mangiferae is the source of this 1569-nucleotide messenger RNA. RefSeq lists its product as uncharacterized. Gene Ontology annotation, molecular function: protein serine/threonine kinase activity; ATP binding. The record is from RefSeq and is a predicted model, not a curated record. Lineage: Eukaryota; Fungi; Ascomycota; Sordariomycetes; Hypocreales; Nectriaceae. The transcript has 7 exons. The coding region runs from base 1 to 1569 and encodes 522 amino acids. Gene Ontology annotation, biological process: peptidyl-serine phosphorylation; intracellular signal transduction.
AUGGGCAAUGGCCAAGGAAAGCCCGUCGACCUGAACGGCGAAGUGAACUUGAAUCAUUUCCGCCUGUUGCGAGUCGUCGGCCGAGGUGCCUUCGGAAAGGUGCGAAUUGUUGAGCGGAAGGACACGAACUUGUCCUUUGCCCUCAAAUAUAUCCGUAAAGAUGAAGUCGUACGAUCCGAAAGCGUGCGAAACAUCAUCCGCGAACGUCGAAUGCUGGAAUAUGUUAAUCAUCCUUUCAUUUGCAACUUGAGAUACAGUUUUCAAGAUAUUGAGUAUAUGUAUCUGGUGGUUGAUCUUAUGACUGGCGGAGAUUUACGAUUCCAUAUUUCGAGAAAGACCUUUACCGAAGAGGCUGUUAGAUUCUGGAUUGCAGAGCUCGGAUGUGCUUUGCGAUAUGUGCACAGCCAAAAUAUCAUCCAUCGAGAUAUCAAGCCCGACAAUGUCUUGCUUGAUGCGGAUGGUCAUGUCCAUUUAACAGAUUUUAACGUCGCCUCCGACGUCGUUCCAGGAAGGACACUUACUAGCAAGUCUGGCACAUUGGCUUAUCUUGCACCUGAAGUUUACGCUGGCAAAGGAUACGAUGUGCGGGCAGAUUGGUGGUCCUUGGGUGUUCUCUUCUACGAGUGUAUCUACAACAAGCGCCCCUUCGAAGGUGGUUCUGAAGGAUCUCUCAGUCAACAGAUCCAGGCCGCUUCUCCCAAAUAUCCCGUUACACAACCGCCUGUGUCCCUAGCUUGCCUCUACGCAAUCGGCUCCGCGCUCGACCCGAACCGCGAAACUCGAAUGGGCUCAACAUGGGAGAGCUUCACGCAAAACGAAUUCUUCAAGUGUUUUGAUUUCGAACUACUCGAACUUAAGAGAAUCGAACCCAUAUUUGUUCCUUCAUCCGAGAAGACCAAUUUCGAUGCCACAUACGACCUCGAAGAGUUGCUAUUAGAGGAGGCCCCACUGGAAGCCCGUGCGAGACGCCAGAAACCACGAGAGCGUCUAAAGGACGAUGCGACUGAGAAAGAGAUUAGGGAAGAUGAGCUGUAUCGCAUGAUUGAGACAGAUUUCAAGCCGUUCGACUACACAGUGGCUGCUUAUAAACGAAUCACUGAGGGCACUGGUGCAAAUCCAGAAGGUCAUCCUGACUCUGACAACGCUCCUCAAGCGAUCACAACGGAUGAAGCAACGCCUAUGCCCGCAGUCAACGGAGGUUAUCAGUCAUCACCUCUUAAUCCAAGUACCAGCAAUGAAAGCCGGCAGGGACGUCCUGUACGCCCUGCUCCGCCACCUCCGCUGCAGAAUGACUUCCGAGCUCGCCACGUCCCGAUUGUUGCCGGCCAACGGAUGACAAGUCCUACUGGGGGCGUACAAGUAACUCUCGACGGCAGUGGUAGUUGGUCUGAACUAGCUCGCCAGGAUGCAACCUUGCCUACAGAUGCUAACAAUAUUGGCGACGGCAAGAGUGAAGGCUCUGGCGGUAUGUUUGGAUUCCUCAAGGGCAAGAAGGGUCGCACAAAUAGCCCCAAGCCGAAAGAAAGGGGUGUAUUGGGCAAAGAAGGCGCGCGAGUUGUCAUCGGAUAG